UUGACGCUCACCAAUGGCUCCUCGGCGGACGUCUUUUUUUUCUUUCUUUCUUUCUCUCUCUCCCUCCCCCCUUCGUCUUCCCAGUGUAGUGCGUUGAUUUCAUACCAAAGUCAUACUUAACAUUCCACUUAUACUGUCAAACCUCCGGAGAAAAUAUUAAGGCAAAACAAGGGCGCCGAAAUUUGGCCAAAAGUCGGCAUAUUGAGCAAGUUUGUGUGGCUGGAAGAGCGAAUUUCAACAAGCGGGUCCCCCAGAACAGCUGAGCAGAACCAUUUUGGAGCGAUUAUACGGCUUGAAUCUGGUUCAGAACUCUGCAUUUGCUGAGUACUCCUCCCGAUCCUUUCAUUUUGGGGCUCGGGGUCGGGCCCAGGGGGAGCCGCCACCAUUGCGUCCCACGAUUGGAGCGCCAACGGAAGCCCAGAAGAUGGGCUUGAUGGCGCGGACAAUGAGGACAAAGCCAUCGACGGCGACGCUGAGGGGGUUUGGAGCCCGGAUAUUGAGCAGAGUUUUCAGGAGGCCCUCGCCAUCUAUCCGCCGUGCGGCCGUAGGAAAAUCAUCCUGUCGGACGAGGGCAAGAUGUACGGUCGCAACGAAUUGAUUGCACGCUACAUCAAGCUGAGGACGGGGAAAACUCGUACAAGGAAACAGGUGUCUAGUCACAUACAGGUGUUAGCACGGAAGAAAGUGCGCGAAUACCAGGCGGGUAUCAAGGUUUCUAGCCACUUGCAGGUUCUCGCCCGGAGAAAAUCUCGCGAGAUCCAGUCAAAGCUAAAGGCGAUGAAUUUGGAUCAGGCGUCCAAAGAUAAAGCCCUGCAGAACAUGGCGGCGCUAUCGUCAGCACAGAUCGUCUCACCGAGCAUGAUCAAGAGUCAUAUUCCACCAAUGCCCCCCGCCGCCUACCAGCCAGGCAGAUUCUGGCACGCGCAGAUUCCGGGACAACCUGGACCCUCUCAGGAGCUGGUUCUAGAUCUCAACCCGGGAAGGACUCCUGGGCUCGGUCGUACCAGCCAAGUUAUCAAACCUUUUGCACAGCCCCCCUACCCGAGCCUAUCAGGUCCGGUAACGCAGUCCAUACCAAGUUACGAGCCCUUGGCUCCGCCCCCCGCGCCCACAGCCACAGCGGUGCCAGUGUGGCAGGAUCGGACCAUCGCCUCCUCCAAGCUGCGCAUGUUGGAGUACUCGGCCUUUAUGGAGGUUCAGAGGGACCCAGACACAUACAGCAAACACCUGUUUGUCCACAUAGGACAAACCAAUCCGUCGUAUAGCGACCCCCUCCUGGAGGCUGUGGACAUCCGGCAGAUCUACGACAAGUUCCCCGAAAAGAAGGGUGGUCUCAAAGAGCUUUACGAGAAAGGCCCUCAAAACGCGUUUUUUCUGGUGAAAUUUUGGGCCGACUUGAACAGCAGCGGGAUGCAGGACGGCCCCGGUUCUUUCUAUGGUGUCACCAGUCAGUACAGUAGCGCCGAGAACAUGACCAUCACUGUUUCGACCAAAGUCUGCUCCUUUGGGAAGCAGGUGGUGGAAAAAGUUGAGACCGAGUAUGCCCGACUGGAGGGUGGCAAGUGCGUUUACAGGAUUCACCGCUCGCCCAUGUGCGAGUACAUGAUCAACUUUAUCCACAAGCUCAAACAUUUGCCCGAAAAGUACAUGAUGAACAGUGUUCUUGAAAACUUCACCAUCCUGCAGGUCGUAACGAACCGCGACACCCAGGAGACGUUGCUGUGCAUCGCGUUUGUGUUUGAGGUGUCCACGAGCGAACACGGUGCCCAGUAUCAUGUCUACAGACUUGUGAAGGACUAAACAAAAACAAAAGUGAAAACACGCCGUCCCCCUCUCUUCAGUCAGCAAAACCAGAAAAUGACGCUAGUGAACUAACUCACGCAGGCACACAUUAGGAAGACAAAAACAAUCAUCACGUGCAUUUUUCAGACCGGUAGCUUUCCAUGAAGUGGAGGUACGCCAAGGCGCUUGAGGGAACGAGAAGGUUUUGAAUGAGUAGAUCAUUUGGAGCAAAAGAAUUGGACCACUGAUGAAGAGGAAGUGGACGUUGUAUUGCGGUAGAUUGUGUUAGGAAAGUAAAGUGCCUUUUUUUCUCCAAAGAAAUUGCCUGUCACUUUGAAUUGCCUUUUGUACUACCUCUCUUUUUUUUUUUUCUCAAAUGAUUGAGCAUCAUAAUCAAUUGGGGAAAAAAAGCCCUUCAGCCUUUAAACAUCAACAUUUAUCACAUUUUGCCUUAUUCUGGUACUACCUGUGUGUUUUUAAAUCUCGUCUUAAAUGGUCUACACGUCAGGAUUGCCAAGAAUGAUUAAUUAUCAAAUUAAUCAACAACAAUUUUGAUCAUUGGUUAAUUGUAUACAGACAUUAUUUUACCAAGAAAAAAAAGACCAAAUCCUCUGUUUGAGCCUCCCAAAAGCAAAUUUUCUCUGAUUUCUGUAGUCUUUUAUAAAAGCAGACUGAUUAUCUUUGAAAAUAAUCAAAAAAAGAUGGAUCCAAAUAUUUGUUUUUGCUUUUAGAAAACAAUAAUUACUUAAACUAGUCCAGUUUAGUUAAAAUCUUGAGUUCAAAGUACUUAACUUUUUUUUCUUUUAAGUUGAAAUUUCAAGUUCUGGUACUUAAAAAAAUACUGUUUAAUAGCCCAUUUUUUAAAAAUAAAAACCCAUCAUAUGUUAUUACUGCUCUUAUAGGGUUUGGUAAAUUUUGGUGAAAACCUUUGUCUGAAUAUUCCCUAUACACCCCAAAACUCAGGGUCGUCUUUAAGAGACAUCUGACAAUCAGAAAUGAUCAUUUCUCGAUACGUGUGUUACCCGUAUUACAAUGAGUUUUGGACACGAGAGGCCUAUUAUACAAUGGAGUAUUACAGCUAAACAAACAAAGAUUGGGAAAGAAGAAGAAAUGGGACUAUUAGAAUACAGUCAUUCGAUUGCAAGAUUAAAGUCAUAAUAUUACGAGAAUAAUUUCAAACGUAAUACUACGAAAAUGAAGUCAAUGCAAAAGUACGUAACCUAAAGAUACGUAAUAUAACGACUUUUUCUGGUUAUAUUAUUUAAAAUUACCUAGCAUUAUGAUAUAUUUCUCGUAACUUUAUUGGUAGAAAGUAGUAGUAUUAAGACUUUGAUCCCGAUUUUCUUUCUCAUUAUAUAAUGACUUUUCUCGUAAUAUUACAAACUUCGUAAUUACUUUUUUCUCGUAAUAUUAUGACAUUUUUUGUUAUAUUGUGACUUUUUUCUCACAGUAUUACAACGUACGAAUUUAUUGUUGUAAUCUUUCACUCUAAUCGCGUAAUAUUUUUCCUUUAUUCUCAUAGUCCCAUUUUUUUUCCUUGUUUCACCCUAAAACUCCAUCGUAUUUUUACUGUUAAUAUCACUCGUCUUUUUUAAAAGAAAAAGCCAGCACUCACCCACCUCACCCCCUUGUUACAUUGCUUUUUCAGAAGUGGGGCGGUAGAAACACAGUGAUAGCAGUGUUUUCUUUUUUCUGCCUUGACGUGUAUGUAGCCAUAAAUGAAAAGAACAUUUUUUCUGUACUGUGAGUCAAGUGGAUCUUAAACAAAUAUGUGUUACAUAGGAGUAUUUUUAUUCAGAGGAGGGGAAGGGAGGUUUAUUAGAGAUCAAGUAAGCCAGCACAGAGAGGAGUGGGCCAAUUGACAUCACAGUUUCUUUUGUUUAAGAAAGAAAUUGCAUGCUGUGAGAAGCUUCAGUUGUUCAUAUUUAAGACAUGCAAUCGACAUACCUGACCUGUUGUCUCUGUGCUGCGUGGGAUGUGGCCAUUGAUUGUUAUUUAUAGGGUUGGAAAGCAGAUACUAAUAAUAAGGGCCAUGUGGGGUUCUACUUGUGGAUCAUUUUUCCAUUGAUUUGGAGAUGGUUAAACAAAAAGCGUGUGUAUGUGUGUGUGAUUUGCUGGAUUUUUUUUUUUUUUUAAUAAAAAUGGACCCAUUUUGACUAAAGUGGCCACCUGAAUUGAAUGUCGUAUUUUGCAACACACACAAAAUAAUAACGCUCCUAGCUCAGUUUAUCUUUUAUAUUGUUUUCUUGCCAUUACCAACAUUUGUCCUUGUUUUGAUUGUCGUCCUUUUGACUGUGAGUGUUUUGCCUCACUGAAAAUAAUGUGUGAUGUUGAUAAUAAGAUAUCUAAUGUAUCAUAUUCUGAAUGGUGUGGGAAGGUGUUUAUUGUUUUUGGUUUAAGGUGGUUUGCUAUUGUUUUUUUGUUUUUUUUGCCACAAUUGUGAAUUGCAAUUUUAUACUUCCAAAUAGAGGUUGGACUAUGUAAUCAAACCAAUGUACCUAACAAUAAAAGACACAUGUUGCCUUUGGGGGCCAUUUUCCCCAUGA
Molecule: messenger RNA, 4328 nt
Organism: Corythoichthys intestinalis (scribbled pipefish)
Lineage: Eukaryota; Metazoa; Chordata; Actinopteri; Syngnathiformes; Syngnathidae
Gene: tead3b
Product: TEA domain family member 3 b
Exons: 16
Coding region: 577-1800 (407 amino acids)
Biological process (GO): hippo signaling; embryonic organ development; regulation of transcription by RNA polymerase II
Cellular component (GO): transcription regulator complex
Molecular function (GO): DNA-binding transcription factor activity, RNA polymerase II-specific; RNA polymerase II cis-regulatory region sequence-specific DNA binding
Source: RefSeq, a predicted model, not a curated record